Molecule: messenger RNA, 2519 nt
Organism: Paramormyrops kingsleyae
Lineage: Eukaryota; Metazoa; Chordata; Actinopteri; Osteoglossiformes; Mormyridae
Product: macrophage-expressed gene 1 protein
Biological process (GO): defense response to bacterium
Source: RefSeq, a predicted model, not a curated record
CAAUGUUUCCUUUUGCCUUGUGUGGCUUUGUUGUGUGUCUCCUUGUGGUUUCACAUUAAUAAGUUGUUUCCAUAUUAAAGCGUACUUUAAUUUAGUUUGAAAGUCAAACUGAUUAAUGGCGCUUUAUGUUCCAGUUCUCUGGGUUCUACUGCCAUUGUGGGUCCCUGGCUUCUACGCCAAAUCCAGCAGUCACCUCAAUGAAUGCAAGAAAACCUUCAACUUGCCGGUUCUGGAGGUUCUGCCAGGUGGUGGCUGGGACAACCUGCGCAACACUGAUGCCGGUCAGGUGAUAAAGAUGGACUACUCCCAGUGCCAGACCACAGAUGAUGGAGCCUAUCUCCUGCCUGACCAGGUGUUCACAGUGUCACUGAAGUCCAGCGAGGUGGAGAUCAACUCUGACAUUCUGGACAGUUGGCAAGACUACAAGAGCUCCACAGCAUAUACUAUAAACAUGGACACUUCUGGAUUUUCAAUUCUCAACGGCAAAUUUUCAGUGGAGGACGAGAGGCUGAAAGAGCACCAAGUGAAUGACAAUUCUGUCACCAGUAGGAUACAGGUACGCAACCUCAUCUACACUGUGAAAAACCAUCCCAGCUUCACUCUGGACCCUGUCUUCAGAAGUCAUGUGUUUGACAUUGCCAACGCCCUUGAGAACAAUAAUACGCAUUUGGCUAACUUCCUCUCCGAGACCCUGAUUCUAGACUAUGGUACCCAUGUCCUCACUUCGGUUGAUGCGGGUGCCACUUUGGUACAGGAAGACUAUCUCCAAACCUGCUAUGUGGCAAACACUGAGCAGGGUUCCCUCACAGCAACAGCUAGUGCAUCCUUCCUCUCAAAAGUGAACUUUGGCUUGAGUAAUACUCACAAAGACCUUCUUCUAGGCAGCUACACUGGCAACACCACCUACUCCCUGAUGAUCAGCCAUGGUGGCAUGCCUUUCUACCCAGGCGUCACUCUGAAAGUAUGGGAGGAUAGCAUCCCUAACAACCUAGUAGCUAUUGACCGCUCCGGAGUCCCACUCUACUUCAUUCUCAAUAAGGACACUCUUCCCGACCUUCCACAGUACACUAUACUGCAGCUUAGUAAUGCUGUGUACCAAGCCUUCCAGAGUUACUACACCAUCAAUACCCACCCUGGUUGCACUGAGCCAGGCUCAGACAACUACAACUACAAGGCCAAUGUGGAUGAUAACUCCUGCAAGGGUACAGCUGGAAAUUUCAGCCUGGGUGGGGUCUUCCAGCAAUGUACCCCUAUUACUCGGGACACAGAAACCAUGAUUCUCUGUCAGAGCCUGAUUCAGGACAACCCCCUGACAGGGGGUUUGUCAUGCAAGGCUCCCUAUAACCCGAUCCUUCUGAGGUCAGAGGUCAGGGAGCAGAGUUCCAGUCAGUAUCAAUGUCAGAGUUUUUGCGCAUGGUAUUGGUAUUGGGGGAUUUGGUGUCGUUCUGCUUGUGCUAAUGUCUAUACUAUACACAGAGUGACUGUCCAGACCUACUGGUGCGCUACAGCUGGCCUCAACCAAACUGGUUCCUCUGGUUUCCUUUUCGGCGGUCUCUUUGGGCCCAACCUGAUAAACCCGGUGACCAAGACCAGGAGCUGCCCUGACACCUUCUAUCCAGCCUUGUUUCUCUCUGAUGGACUGAAGAUCUGCCUGGGCGAUUACAAUAAGAUGAGUUCACGUUACUCUUUACCAUUUGGAGGCCUGUUCAGCUGUGAAGCAGGCAAUCCUUUGAUGAAAGGCCUCUCUCAGUGUCCUGCUGGGUUUAGCCAGUAUUCUGCUGGGGUCAGUGAUGGGUGUAAGGUACUGUUUUGUAGCAGCCCUGGGGCCUUCUCAAGCAGAGACCUGGCACCAAUUCAGCUUCCCCCUUACACCAGCCGACCGGUGUUGGCCCAGAAUGAAACACAAAUGAAUACAGUCUCUAUUGUGGAAGAUGAUGGUCAUUUCUGGGUUAAAGCAGGAGAAAAACAGAUUUGGAAAAAAGUCAGCUCAGAGGAGGCAUGGAAGAUGGUGCAAGAGAACGCUGGUUCAGGAAGCCCAGGGACCAGGGAGAUGCUGCAGGUGUCACUUGUGAUUGUUCUCUCAUUGCUCAUAAUGAUCCUCUAAGGGGUGCCGUGUGAUUACUGAAUCUUUUAACUGUCUUAUUUUAGAAGUAGAAUAUAAUUCAUACGAUUCUUCACUUCUGAUAUCAGUAAUAUCUUUUAAUAAGCAAACACAAUAAAUGCAUAAUCAUUACUUAUGAUGGUCUUCUAGGGAGUGCUGUGUAAUUUUCUAAUCAUUUCACUGUCUCAUUUUUCAAGUAGAGCAUGACACUUUCUGGGUGUCAGUAAUAAUUUUUUAAUAAGUAAACAAUAAAGAUGGAAAAAUGCAUAAUCAUUACUCAUACUGAUCUUCUGGGGGGUGCUGUGUAAUUGCUGAAUCAUAUUACUGUCUUAUUUUUCCAAAUAGAAUAUGAUUCUCAGCUUCUCUCAGUAAUAUCUUUUACUAAGCAAAUACAAUAAAGAUGAAUGAAGCAAAAUAA